This is a messenger RNA of Mesorhabditis belari, 438 nucleotides long. The record is from the annotation of a GenBank genome assembly. NCBI's taxonomy places the organism in Eukaryota, Metazoa, Nematoda, Chromadorea, Rhabditida, Rhabditidae.
AUGUUUUCAGUUAAACAUUUCGUUUUUAUUUGUUUUAUUACUGUUGCAUAUGGAGCUUUUGGCGGUACGAUUGGACGAACUCAAUCAAUUGCUGUCAAAGGAGCAUUGACAUGUGACGGGAAACCGGCGAGUGGUGUUCUUGUGAAACUCUUCGAUGAUGAUCGAGGCCUUGAUUCUGAUGAUUUUCUCGGCUCAACAAAGACGGAUUUCAAAGGAGAGUUUAUCGUCUCUGGACACACCGCUGAAAUCACGACAAUUGAUCCAAAAAUCAAUAUUUAUCAUGAUUGCAAUGAUGGAGCAAAGCCAUGUCAACGCAAAUUCACGAUUGGAAUCCCGGAUAAAUACGUCUCAUCGGGGAAGACGCCGACAAAAACAUAUAAUGCUGGGAUUCUCGAGUUGGCUGGAAGAUUUCGAAAUGAGCAACGCGAUUGUAUACAU